ACCCCAUGACAUCACUUCCACAACACUAAGUAGUCCCAAAACCACAAGUACAACCAAUAAAUAACAUUCUCUGCAUACCCGGAACACCAAUAUUAACGCAACCUAACUGUCAAACCAAGCGAUACAUGUGACUUCGGAAAGAGAAAUAUGAAUGAGGAACAAGUUAGUGAAGGAUUGUGGGGAGCAGCCAAAGGCAGCCCAAACAACCUCACCGUUUUGUGCAACUUGAGGUAGGAUAUAGUGAGUGAGUGAUGAGGAGGAUGCCGUCUGUAAGGGACCAUCAUGGAUGCUACUGAUCCAGAGAACGGAGAGACAGCUGCCGAGGAGUGGCAGCCGGAGGACAGCUUUACCAGUAGUUCCUCUUUCCCAGCGGAACAGAAUGGCAGUGAAUCGGCGUCGUCAAAGGAUGAGGAAGGUUAUGACCAGCUUUCAGAAUGUCAGGACAGCCAGAGUGCACUGUCAUCCCCUGCUUCACAGACACACUUCUCCCCAGCAAGCAAAGAGACGCUGCAGAAGACUAGUCAGGAUGAUGUAAAGCGGAAUGCUGUGAAUGAAGAUGGGGAGCUAAGUGACUACAGUGAUGAAGAUGAGGAUUCAGAAGAUGAAGACAUGGGUGAAGAGGAGAUAGAGGAAGAAUUAGAGAGUGGCAACAUGAAAGAGGAACCAGAAGAGAGUGUGUCUGGUGCAGCCUCACUGCCUGAGGGGAAGGAUGAGGAGUCUAAGAAGUCUUCAUUCUCCCUUUACUCUGGGGUGAGUGACAUCAUCAGUGGGUCGUGUUCUUCACCGUCGUCAAACUCUUCAACUCCGUCCCACUCCUCAAACAAAACAGCCACCACCCCCUCACCCGGCCUCCAGAACCUCUCCAGCCUGGUGAACAAGAGUGGGGGUGGCGGCCUUCUAGUGCAUCACCCUGUCACACCAAAGAAACGUGCUGUCACUAAGACCAAGACUGACCACCUUAGUGAUGAGCUCAACCUAGGAUACAGGAUCUUGAUAGAGCUGAUGUCAGACUACCAGAAAGGGAGCAAUGCCCCUUUCAUGGAGCCUAUUGACAUGGAGUCUGAGAAGAACAAGGACUACUUGGAAGUGGUGAACAAACCUCUGUGGUUGAAGAAAAUCAAGGCAGAUCUUCUGGCUGGAGAAUAUUCAUCAAUCACUGAUCUUAUUGGUGACCUGAGGACCAUGCUGGAAAAUGCCUAUCGCUACUAUGGUCCUGCCAACUCCAUCUCCAAGAAGGGUUUGCGUCUGGAGCAUAUGAUGGAACAGAAAAUUGCUCUUCUUCCAAAAGAAGUUCGAGAUUUGUGUUCUCUGGAGAAAACCUCUGGUCAGCCGCCAGAAGACAUCACUCAAAAACACCGCAAUAAGACGGCCAAAAUUUCAGUUAAUGGGGACAACUUCUUCUCCUAUGUGAUGUAUCGUGUGCGUGGGUGCCGAGUGCAGCGGGACAAAGAACUGAAAAAGAGGAAGAUGGAGGCCAUGCGGCAAGCUAAGCGUGACCGUGAACAGGAAGUCAUAGACUGGGAGAAGAUGCUGAUGAAGGAACCACUUGAAACACAUAUGAGAGCAAUGUGGGAGCUGCCACAGAUAGGCCACUUCAUUUUCCUGACCCUGAAGACUCUCAACAUCUAUGAGGUCCCUCAGUAUGAGUUAGAGCGCAUGUUGCUCAUGCCCCGAGCAUCACGCACUCUGGCCAUGCUGCUCACUUCUCUCCUCUCUUCUCCACAACAAAGGCAGAAACUCAGCGAGAAACCUUAUAUGCCCUACAAAGUCUGGGCCAGAAAACUUGCCCACAAAACACUGCUGUGGUACAGGUGCUAUUACCGGGAGAAUCGCGACGCUCAAAAGGUGUUUGACCAGAUGGGGAUUGAGCCUCAAUUUUGGCUGGUGUGUGGUCCCACAAAUCCCUUUGAUCGCCAGUUGUUCCACGAGAUGACGUACCACCAGCGUGUUUGGCUUCUUAAAUCUCUUUGUGACUUUCUUUUAAACAACCAUAAAACUGUACAGGAAGUGAUAUCAGAGCAGACUGAGGCAGACCAGCGGGAGUACUACCUGGGCCAGGACCGAGAUGGCAAUGAUUACUUACACUUCCCUCAGUUUUGUGGUCAGAAUCUUAGAAUAUACAGACGGGCUCGAGUUCCUUCCCCUGAAGUGAAGGUGCAGACUGAGGAAUUGGUGGAAGGAAGCAUACUGCCACCAGAAAAAAUUAAAGAACACAGGAAAAUGAUGAGAAAGUAUAGACAGAAAUAUGAGGAGGAAGCAGAGUGGGAAGGUGCAAGAGGUAAGAAGAGGAAAAGAAGGAGAGGCAAGGGCAGAGGCAGGACAGUGGAUCCUGAGGAGGAGAUUGGUUUUAACUGUAGAAGUCGACCAGUCAACCUUCGGCAGCAACCACGGGCCAGGUACAAUGAUGAUCUGGACGACCUGGGUAUUUCCUCCGAUGACGAACCAAAGCCAAAACCAAAAAGAAAGUGGGCGGUGAUCUCUGACUCUGAUGAGAGUGACCAGGAGGAAACGACAGAGAGGCCAGAGGAAGUGGGUCCUGCUGAAGAAGGGGAAGAGGAUGAGUUGGCAGCCAGCAAUAGUCCUGCUGCAGCCCAACCUGAAAACCUCACCAGAGCACAACAAAAGAACCCGAGGACCAAACGGGCAACAAAGAAGAAGCCAACAUGUGAAAUUUGUGGAAAAACAUUCCAGAAUAUUGCUGCUUUGAAGGGUCAUCGAGCUGUACACACUAAGGAAAAACAAAAGUUAGCUCUCAAUGGAGAAGACAUUCCAGUGACAAACAAAAGACUAACUUUGGGUGAGGAGUCAAGAGAAACCUCUGAGGAGAGGACGUACAAUGGUGCUGAUAGAGCUGUGAGUGAAGAGGGUAGUGUAACUCAGAAUGGUGACUGUGUUCCUGAAGUGAAAAGAGAACUUGAAGAAAAAACAAGCGUAAAGGAAAGUGAUCUGAAAAGUGAAUCUCUUGUAAAUGGUACAGAUAAGGAUGAAAAUAUUGAAAAUGGAAAUUUGAAAGAUGACAUUGUGAAGACCAAAGAUGAGAUUGAAAGUAAGAUGAAAAUAGAAAUAAAAAAGGAAGUUGAAGUAAAAGAGGAAAAUUGGGAUCUUGAUGAUGAAAGUAAUGUUACUAAAGAGGAAAAUGCAAUUUUGGGUUUAGAAACCCAGUGGGAUGAUCCAGUCAAAAAAGAAGAUAUAAAGAAUACCAAGUGUAGUGACACUAAGACCAAAGAAAGAUCUCUCUCACCACCUAAGGAACUCCCUCCCAUUCAUGAUCCUGCACCUUACCUGCCCAACACUGACAUGUUUGAGUUAGUGGUCACAUCCGUGGAGCAACUGCGGGUGCUCAUUCAGAAAUUUGGGGACCUGCCAGAGGGCAUGGGCACAUCCGCCAGCACAAACACCAGUGCAGAGGUUGAUGCUGCAGCAGAAGAGGAAAAAAGCAGUCCAAAAAAAGGAAAGGAGGAUGGGAAAAAGCGGCCAUCUUGUGAGGUGAAGCUCCACAGUGCUCUGUGCAACCUGCUGAAGGAACUCAGUCCAUGGGAGACCAAGCUGCUGGGUGCCACCAAGAGACUUCGUACAAAGAUGAAGCAUGAGUGGAAUGAUUUUGAGAAGAGAGAUGUGAACUAUGUGGAUCCAGCAGAGGAGGCGUGGAUGAGUGACCCCGAGCCUGAGCCGGAGCCACCACCACCACCAGAGCAAGAGUCCUCUUCAUCUUCAUCCUCAAGUGAAGAGUCAGUUGAUGAGGAAGGAAAUCCAAAGCGCAAGCUGAGGAAGAGGAAGGCGAAGCGGCAAGCAGUGACACAGAUGAUGGAGACGGCUGCUCCUCAAGUGGAGACUCCAAGCCUGGCACAGGAAGAGAAUGCUGAUGGGUACGCUGUGUCCUCCCGGGGCCGAGUGCGUAAAGUGAAGAAAAUGGUCAAUUAUGAUGGCCUGGACUUUGAAAAGCUCGCCAUGCAAGCAUCUGAAGAAGCAGAGCUAGAAAGAGCAAGGAAAAGGAAAAAGAGGGAGGAAGAAGAAAAGGAGAAAGAAGAAAAAGAAGCCAUAGAGGAACGAAACAGUACUCAGCCUUCAGGAGUUCGUCGCUACUUACUCUCCCAAGCAGGACAUGUUAUGGGCUACAUUGACAACAAAGGCCAUGUACAUUCUGGAACUGGAGGCAAAUUAGCAGACCGUUCUGUUCAAAAUCUGGCAAGUCAAUUGGUUGCAGCUAAUAAGAAGGAAAGUGCAACAACGCCCACUAGGCCAGGAAUGACAUUUGCAAAGAACACCUUCCAGAACAUCAAUGUGAAGCCUGAUGUACCGAAAGUGGUGGUGGCAGCAAUCGACGAUCACGGCUCUCCAGUGUACGUCCGAGUAGUGGGUGAACAGGCCUUGCAGCUGGUGAAGUACAUGCGGCCGUGCAUCAAGGGACGUGUCUCCCAGAUCAAGCUCCAGCACCAUGGCCAGACUUACACUGUUAAUACAAAUGCUCACAUGAUCACAAGCAACAUUCCAGGCUUACCUGAUGGUGAGGCCACUGUAAAGCCUGCAUCAUCUGUUACCACAGCCACAUCUACCUCAAAUGUGACCACAGCUAAGCCUUUGACUAACCUACAGAGCUUAGCUACCAACAAUUCUCCAAGUGUGCCUCGAGUGGCCCCAAUAUCCUCGGUUGUUAGUGGUGUCUCCUCACCAAACACCAUAGCUUUAGCUUACAGAGGAGUGGCUAAACAGACGAGACCAACAACUGUGAGUGCACCAGUUAGACCACAAGCAGCAACCAUCCCUAAGACCACUAUUCAGCAGGAUCCCAACCGUCUUACAUCUGUAGCUCACACAAGGCUGGUCUCGGCUUCCCCUUCAGUGGUGUCAUCAGUUGUGCCACCAACUGUGAGAACACAAACAAGUUUAGGAUCUUCACCCACAAAACAUGGUAAUUUAAUUGCCAUAAAUCAGUCUGGAAACAGGCAACCUCUACCCACAAUUGUGGCUCCUGCAAGACCACAAGUUACACCAGUAGUAAACAGAAUUGGAAUGCCUACAAAUGUGCUGCAGUCAGAAGGUAGUCCAGUGCGUCAAACAAAUGCUCAGCAACAGGUUGUGGCUGUACAGUCUCCAGCAGCUGUGGCAGUGGCUCCAACGCAACCUUUAGGUCAGACAGUAACAGCUACACCUGUGGCAGUGCCUGGACCUGGGGGACAGACACAGGUACAACUGAAGCUUGAAUCAGAAUCUCUGGCACAGCUCAUGCAACGGACAGGUAGUAAAAUUGUGGCCUUACCCAAUGGACGAGGAGGCUAUACCUUGUCCCUCACACCUGGUGCUGUUCAACCAGGACAGAAGAGUCAGACACAGAUAGCUGCCAACACAGCAGCCAAGGUGCAGGUUGUAUCUGGGGCAAAUGCUUUAUUAGAAGAUACACCACAGCUUCAAGAUGUACAGCAACAGUCACAGAUUGUUCAACAGCAGAGUCAUGUUAUAUCCCAAGGAGUAGCUCAGCCAGCUGUUGUCUCACAACAGACAUCUCUGGCUCAGCAGAUUGGGGUCAAACAGGUUGUACCAGCCAGUCAAGUCAAUGUGUCUGGGUCAGGGCAGGUUGUUUCAAGAGUUGGUGUGCAACAAAGAGUUUUUGGUAAUUUGGUAUCCUCUCCACAAGGAGCAAGAAGUGCACAAGUUCCUGUGACAGCUGUAAUUGCUUCACAUCAGCAAGGAGGUACUAUUAUAAACACAAGCCAAGCAGCAGGUGUACUGCAGAAAGUGACAAGCACACAGUCACAAUUGACUGGUGCUCAGGCGGGUCAGCAUCAGAUUGUAUUACAACAGCGAGUAGCAGCCACUGGUACCCAGGCUGCUGUGUCUCCACAAGUCAAUCAAGGUGUUGUCCAGCAGCCUGCUACCACUUACAAACAGGUAGUUGUUAAUCAGCCAGUCCAGCAGGUUGCACAGCAAGUAGUCCAAGUAGCUCAAGGAUCUGUAUUACAACAGCAGCAGCAACAAGUUGUGAGGUUACAUCCUGUAUCUGGGAGUGGCAGUCACCGGAACACUCCCACUCAAAAACUUGUUCAAAUUGUACAGCCUGGAGGGGGUCGUCAAGUGGUGCAAAUGGUUCAGCAGGUGGUGGCAAGUCAGGGUCAAGGAAAUCAGGGACAUCAACAACUGAUAUAUGUCCAAGGAAAUGGACAAGUGAUUCAACAACAACCAGCUAAGGCAAACAUUGGAACUGUUCAACACACACUGCAGGGCACCACAACAUUACAGCAAGGUCAGGUGCAGCAAAUUGUUGGACAGCAAAAUCUUGGUGAGCAAAAGUUACAGCAACAAAUACUGCAGCAACAAACACCUGGUCAGUCCCAGCAACACAUAGUACAGCAAAAACAAGUAGCACAAACACAAGUUGUGCAACAGCAAACACAACAAGUCAUGCCACAGCAGUUAGUUGUGCAGCAACCACAACAACAGCAGCAGCCCCAGCAGCAGCAACAAACUGUAGUUCAACAACAACAGACUGUAGUCCAGCAGCAGCCAGUUGUUCAGCAGCAGCCGCAGCAACAAGUAGUUCAACAACAGGGUCGGUUAGUCUUGGUACGAACAUCUCAGGGAGAACAAAUGGCUCUUCAGCUGCCAGAUGGAAGAGUCUCGCUGCUGACACAGGAACAGCUCCAAGCAGCAAUAAAUAAUGGCUCUAUAAAAGUUAACCAACAAAAUUAGUUCCUGAAUCAGUCAUGCAGUAGUUACAGCUUCUCUGUGAAUGGAUGAGAUGUAAACAUAUUUACAUGUGGUAAUGUAAGGAUAUUUUUCCACAUCAUCUGAAGGGAUCAAAGCAGUUCUUCAUUAGAAAUGUAUCUGUAGUGAAGAGGGAAUCAAGACAUGUCAGUGAGUACCUGUUUUCUGCAGUAAUAGGUAAAUGCAGUCAUGUUUUUGUUUAAGAGUACAUACACACCGUAAACGUUUUCGUUAUCAACACUUAUAUUCUGUUUUUUUCUUUGCAGGAUUUUUCCAUGACUCGAGUUUGACAAUGAUGUCCCUUAGAACUUUCUUCUAGAAAUUGUCUUAACUGUGAUGAAUUUAGCAUUAAUUAAUUAUGCAAAUGAUAUGUAUUGCUGCAGUCAUUUGGUUUUUUUCUUCUUUUUACCGAAUUUACCGUGUUGCAAACUUUGCUUUCCUUUUCAAAUUCAGACACGUGAAGCAGGCCAGGAGGAAACUGCUUGCUAGUGAAACUACACUUUUGCCAAAGUACGAAUUUUGAACAUACUUUUUCAUAAACAGUAGAAUGUUAGAUUUCAUAGUGUUUAAUUGAAACAGGAAAGUAAAAGAUAUGUACAAAUUUAUAAAAUAAAUUUCUCAAAGUGAA
Portunus trituberculatus (swimming crab) is the source of this 7327-nucleotide messenger RNA. RefSeq lists its product as uncharacterized. The transcript has 17 exons. The coding region runs from base 283 to 6684 and encodes 2133 amino acids. Lineage: Eukaryota; Metazoa; Arthropoda; Malacostraca; Decapoda; Portunidae. Gene Ontology annotation, molecular function: protein binding. The record is from RefSeq and is a predicted model, not a curated record.